Molecule: messenger RNA, 6135 nt
Organism: Dunckerocampus dactyliophorus (ringed pipefish)
Lineage: Eukaryota; Metazoa; Chordata; Actinopteri; Syngnathiformes; Syngnathidae
Exons: 7
Coding region: 4136-5407 (423 amino acids)
Source: RefSeq, a predicted model, not a curated record
UCCGUCUCGCUUGACGCAUGUCCAUUGUGCGUGUGCUAACUUUCUCUCGCCGCACAGAUAGACUACUACUGUAUUUUUACCAUUUUUCUUUCACCUCAUAUUUGGUGUCAAAUGCUGAUACUAUGUGGGAAUGCAUAAAGCUGGAACAGCCAAGUCAACAAGAAUUGCAGCAGUGGCCCCAGGCUUGAGAAAAGGACCACAGUGUCACACAGAGUUAUUGACUGACCUGACCAGAAAAGGGAGCAAUGUCCAGCGAGUAGAUCCAGCGAGCGUGGGCGUUGACCUCAGCAUGCAGAAUUCCCGUCACUGCCUCAUAGAGACGGAUCUGGCCUGUUCCGUAACCAGCCACCACUGUACCUUUCCACAGCUUCACGGAUGAGCAGCUCACGCUGACAAGAAGAUGUAGGAUCAUUGUAGUGAGGAAACAAAAGAAUGAGGACAGAGGUAAGUGGAAAUUACAUUAGAGGAGCAAGUGCUGAAUUUGAAAACAGUGGAACAGUGGAAAGAAACACAGCUCAGGUAAUGAUGCAGCAAUGACGCACACAGGACAAUGAGGACUACCGUAUGUAAGAAAACUACACUGACAACCACAGUAUAUCCCACCUGUGUAUGUAUAGUAUAUUUACCAUCAAAGUUGGUUUCGUUUCAAUUAGGUCAGCUCAAAUGAUAUUAACGAUAUUAAACAAAAUUGAAGAUGCACACAAUUUUUGGGCCUAUGUUGACAUCACAAGUACUGUGACAAAUACAAAAUGCAAAUGUAAUCCAGGGAACAAAAUUCAUGCUAGUGUCAAGGGGGCUUUACUCAAAUCCGCAAAUCUUGUUGAGAAGCUGAAACUCCUCCCCAGACUUCCACACACACAAGGUGCCGCGAUCAUCUGCACUGACCAGGUCAGCUAUGCACUCCUGAGGGAAGAUAGACAGCAGUGGAAUUUAGAGAUUACAUUUGAGUGAGGGUGCUGCAUGCAAAAUAGUGUCACAUUAAUUUCUUAAUAGCACAUCAACUUUCCUUAGGAAACACCUCACGACAUACCUGGCUGCCCGAGCACUCAGGAGCCAAAUCUGUGAUGGGCUCCAUGUGCUCCUCCAGGACCUCAGACAGGGUGAUAUUACUGCCUUUAUUGGGAACGUCAAACACCAUAACUGCACAGGAGGACGCACCUAGAAUGACAGCAAGGGACUUUAGAAUUGUUUAAUGUAUUUUAAAAUAUUAUGAUAAGAACAUGUUUUACUCAGUACUUACCGACACAUAUGUAAUUUUCCCAAACAGCAGCAAUCCCUCGAGCAAACACAGCCUGAGCUGAGAGCCAGAGAUAAAGACCAGAACAUAAUUAUUACACAGUCAUCUACAACAUUAGGUACAACUGCACAAACUCCACAACAACAGCUGUACCACAAAUUCAGCAUAGUCAAAGAUAACUAUGCUUAGUUUUGAUUUAACAGAGGGGCGCUAAUUUAAUGCUUACUAUUGUGGUUGUAGUUUGCAGUCAUGUACAGUAAUCCCUUGUUUAUCGCAGACCGUGAUAAGUAGGAGUCCUUAUUUAUAAACGGAAUAAUUUUGUAGUUAGAGCAUAGAAAACCUGUUUACAACCUUCUAACUCUGACCCGUAUUUAUUUUUCCAGAAGUUGGAAACCUGUUAAUUUGCCCAUUUUAGUUUAUUAUCAUUGAAUAUUUUUUGCUGCUGACAAACUUGUGCUCCACACUUGGGCCCAGAACUUGACAGUAAUGCGCAAAUUUGCUAGUUUGCCAACCCACAUUAACUCUUUAAGACGAAAAAUGGAGACACCAAAGAAGAAGGAAAGAAAUGACAGGAAAAUGUAAAUGUAUAUUUACUUUGCAAGUCGGUUUCGGUGUGCGCCCCUAAAUUUGCCCUGUAUAAUGUUUUGUACAUGUGUUCCGGAUGUGUACAGGACACGAAGUGACAUUGGUGGUUCAGAGUUUAGUUUUAGCUUGCCGUGGGUUACAGCGCAGCAGUAAAUGGUAAAUGGUCUUUUACUUGUAUGGGGCUUUUCCACCUCCAAGGUACUCAAAGUGCUAAUGACGCAGCAUCAGUGCCCAAGGACACUUCAACAUGAUCAUGGGAGGAUGGAGGAUUGAACACGCAACCUUCAGGUUGGGAGAGGACCACUCUACCACCUGAGCCCCGUGUUAUCAUGAUUAUUAAUAUUGUGCCUGUUGUGAGAUAAUUCAAAGCAGCAAUAAAAGCCUGUUUUCCUGCGACAAAGUCUCACCAAACAUUACAGUAAGAGGACUGACACCUAGUAACCAGUGUGGAAUACUAUAUAUCACAAUUUGAAUGCAUCUUCUUAAUGCCUUAUAUUUGUAUUUGAGUUAACGUUGCCAUUUUUAUUCUUGAAACUGCUUAAUUUAGGUAACAAAAUAUAUCCAAUUUGCUUAAAUGUGCAUUUUUAAAAUAAUAAUAGGCCAUAUUCAACCACAAAACAGCAUGAUUAAUAAUAUAUUUUGAAAAACCGUGAUAGAGUGAAGCCGCAAAAUUCGAAACGCAAUGUGGCGUAUACUACAUCAUACAAAGAUAAGAUUUGGUUACCCUUUUUUUGAACUACACAAAAGAGGCUAAAUAUGAGAAACACUUCACUGUAUGAUCGGUGAAUAUGUAACCGAUAUAUUAACAUUUUUUGCUGUGUGGAGAUUCUGUCGCGCCGUUCCAGCAUCUCUCUCAGCGUUGCUCCCUGCCAGAGUACCUGGCCCCUACCCCUCACACACAAACAGACUGCAGCAAGGUGCCACUCUUACUGUCUCACUCACUCGGCUGCAGCAGAGAAACAGCGAAAGAAACUGCUUUUUUUUUUUUUUUUACAACAUAAUUUUGAAAAUGUAGGAAUGUGAAAAAAGUAAUGUAUGUAUUUUAAUUUGAUAUAUUGCAUGUUUUGAAAGCUGCUACGUUGUUACAUAAAAUCUAGUUUAGUCUAGUAAUAUAAUGCAUGUUUUGAUUAUUUCUUAUUUUGUUUGUAUUCAAGUUUUUUUCCCCACUUUUUAAUGUUUGCUUUAGCAUUUGUUUUUGAGCUGAUGGAACUUUUCAAUAGCUAGUAAAUGUGACUAAUUGAUAUUGGUAAGAUGUUCCUGUGAAUAAGCCUUUUAUAAAAACAUAAUGUAUUAUUUCAAAAACACCUCACAUUACCCUAUGUAUUAUCACGUUCAGCCGAAUGCAGCCAUUUGUUUUUAUUUUAAAAUGGUCAACUACAGUAUCAAAUUCCAUGUUAAUGCACUAAAUGUAUAUAUUUUCAUUUCACAGGCAGAAGGGAAGAGUAAGGUGUGGAGUCACUUCACAAAAUCGUAUUUUGGGCAUUGUAAGAAUGUAUGUUCAUGUACAGUAUAUAACCUGUGUAUAAUCAAUGGUCAUAUAUCAGCCAAAAUAUGGGUUAACAAGCAUUAUAUCGGAAAUCGUCCGAUAUAUCGGAUAUCUUUUUUCAUCCCCAAAAAUGUUUUUUCAAUAUGCAAUCUAGGUUUAGUUAUAAACCUAUAAGAUGUAUUACUGAAAAAAGUGUCUGCAACUGUAAUACUGUACAGUACUUGUAUAAGGGUUUUUCAUUAUUAACUUUACCUGUUUGUGUUUCAGGAGUUUCCAGUGCGUGCCAGUACACCAUUAUAGAGCCAUCAGAUUCAUACAUCUGGUGAAAUACAAGCUUUUAUUAAUGUACACAAUAUAAAAAAUACACUUGAGAAUGACGUCUCACCUGAAUGCCUUUUUGUGAAGUCACCACCAGCAUAUCUCGAGAGGGCAAAACACAAAAUGCAGCCUGUUGCAAGAAAACAGUUUCUCUGGAUGCAAUGUGGACGUCCAAAUGUCAUGCUGAUUUAGUCAGCAUACGAUGAUAAACCAUGGUUCGUUCUUCCAAAUGUUGCUGCAUAAUGGCCUUACCUGCAUGAUGAGCGACGGACUUGUGGCCACGUUGGGCUCCUUGGACUGCAGCUGCCGGUGGGAGUAGUUGACACCGUCCCACGACGCACUGACCAUGUUGACCACAUUUGCGUGGACCACCGUGAAGUAGGUAACAUGUCUACACACCAGGAAGUGGACUCAAAGAGGAAGAUUGUCGCGAUUAGUCUGUCUGGACAAGAUAAAAGAAAGCGUACAAAAGAAUUCGAGCUAAAAUAGGGUAACCAAACACCGCAAAGAUGUCCCGCUCUGCAGCCAAAGCCCAAGCUGACAAAAGUAAGGCCCCUCCUCGGGUGAGCCCGCCGCCGCCACUCGAGCCGGAGGAGGAAGACAUUAUCCCUGGUUGUCUAACUCAGAGCCAAUGGAUGGACAUGUUGAUCCAAGAGGAAGCAGAAGAUGUAGUGGGGGAGAUAAUGGCCGAGUUGAUGACCCGGGUCAUGGAAGGCUGUUACGCUGUACACAUUGAAAAACAGCUAGUAUCUUUCACUGCAUACUGGGCCAAAGUUUACUUCAUACAAGCUUUGGAGCACCAUCUCAUGUGCCGAGAUAAAGGGGAAGAUGCAAUGGAAUCAGUAGGAACAGAAGACUCUGAACCAAGACCAAUCACUCCAGAUGUCUGGUCUGAAGGAUGUUUCCAAGUUAUACAUGGAGCGCCUCAAUCUAAGACUAUAGUACCAAAGAUCACCCAAGAAGAUCAUGUUUGCCAAGCCCUCGGACCAUCUUAUCCUGGAACAACCCAGCAAAAUGAUCCUGUGCCGCAAAUGAGCAUCUCCCCAAAGCCAUCUGAAAGCAAAAUAAGUCCCAGCAGGUCUGUCAUUGAGAACGUAUGUAAAGAGCCAAGUCCUCUCCCCAAACAAAACACUUACUCCAAGAAAAAACUAAAAGCUUCUUUGUCCCCGAAGCUUGCCCCAAGAGCUGUUCUACCAGCGGUGUCUUGUUCAGCAGAAAAACGGGAAACCAAGUAUGAAAAUAAACUCCCUUCUGUUUCUAAACGUACAGCCAAAUCAUCGCAUCAACAAAAAGAAACUCGAUCCAUACGGAAGCCUGAUCAUACUUCCUUGCCCCACUACUGGAUCACUCCUCAGUAUGAGAUCUUAAACAACAGCACAAAAACUGGCAAAAAAAGUAGAUCAUCUAAACCGCCGGCAGUACAUAACAAGCAGCAGACUGACAUAAUGGGAACUUCGCGGAAUCCUGCUAACAGGACUCAACCAGCAAAACCUGCAGAUAAGACAGAUGUUCAGCAGAGAAUGUUGUCUACCAUAAAAGAUGAGGAGAUGAUCGCUAGAGCUCUGAGGUUGGACACCAUGCAUUUAGAAAAAGGUGUUUCUCUCAUGAAUCAUCAGAGAACAGAAGUGGGACCAGAAGAAUUAAAACCACAAGCCCAGUCUGCCAAGCUGUGGCCGAUACCAAGUGAUGCCGUAACUCCGCUAUUUUCUCUGGACCAGUUGACAACAGGACGUCCACCUCAGGUUACGCCACUGCUGUGGUCUGAGAAAUUUGGCUUGUGAAUAAAACAAUGGCAACACAAAAGUGCAUACAUUGUUGCUGCAUAUAGAACAAAUCUAGUAAGAUAUAUGCUUUUUCUGUACUUCUACAACCACAAAAUACUGUAUCAUCUACUAAGCUUAUGAGUAUACAUGUUGGAAACUGUUUCCAUGCAUUAAAGAUGUAAUUAGAUUAAAUGUUGCACAUAUGAUUGCAUGUAAAGUAGGGAUUGGAUCGGGAUCGGCUGCCGAUCUGCUGUAUUUUGAUGAUCGGAUAAUCUAGGCUUCCGCCACCAUAUUGGGGCGAUCCGGAUGCCUUAUAAUGUUCGGAACUCUGGGCCAUACUCCAACACGGUAGGUGCGGUAAGAGGAUUCAGUAAGAACAUUUGAACAUUUUGUAGCAAUGUGCUGAGGGUGACAUCCCAUUAGAAAAGUUAGCCAAGCUACAUCCAUUUCUGAAUUGCUGGACAAAAUGGGCCAAUGAUGUAUUGCAUCAGUAAAUGUAAAGAUUUUUGCAUUUAAUUAAUGGACAUUUUAUUCACUAACCCUAAUAGCACACACACUCUGCUGGUAAAAUAAGUGGGAAAAGGUAGCCCUACCCUAAAAGUAUUUUGCAUUCCUAUUUUUUCAAAUUAGAUUUUUUAUUGGAUGGAUUUCUGUUGGAUUAGGGACCUGAUUCACAGAGGUGUGUUACAAAAGCCAAACAACAUUGUUGGUCAUGCUGUGUAAUAAAAAAGUAAAUUCAGCAAUAA